This is a messenger RNA of Umbelopsis ramanniana AG, 651 nucleotides long. RefSeq lists its product as uncharacterized. The record is from RefSeq and is a predicted model, not a curated record. The transcript has a single exon. Lineage: Eukaryota; Fungi; Mucoromycota; Umbelopsidomycetes; Umbelopsidales; Umbelopsidaceae. The coding region runs from base 177 to 476 and encodes 99 amino acids.
GGUUAUUUUGCCAAUAAGAUGUAUGGAUGAUACAAUAAAAAGAUGGUCAACAUUGCAGAACCCAACUACCACAAAGCCACACAGACGUAUAGUCCACAAGAGAACAAAAAAUCUCUCACUGAGAACAACAUACUCCAUAUCAUUCUAAGGCUGCGUCCCAUGGUGGCUGAUUCCUUAUGUGUACCAAUGUCUUUAGACCAUAUAUAAUAUGCUGCUGUGUUGUUGUUUUUUUUACCAAUCUGUUUUACUCUGCUCGAAACUGGCCAGCCAGAAAGUAUAAUGGCUCCACCGCAACCCGUCAGUUGCUUAGAAAUAAGAGUAGAAUACUAUCUUUUGGGAGACUUUUUUUUUUUUUUAAUUAUCGCCAAGAAAGUUUAUCAUUUGUUUGUUUUGCAUUGCUGAAACACAGUUUCCAUCGUUGGAGCAAUCUCUUAUGUACAAGAAAGAAAAAGAACAAGAAAUCAGUACUAAUUUAGAGAAUUUUCUGGGAGUUAUGGCAAGAUGGGGUUACCUUUUUUGAAAGAAAAGAUAAAAAAAAAAAGGUGGGAAAUGAGGCUAAUGGAAAAAAUGUCGCAGAAGAUGCGAGAGUCAUAAGGGCAGGCUGGCGUCCAUCAUAACAAGCCUUUGCGAAUAUCAAACAAUCUACCCAUG